CCCAGAGGUCUAAGUCCUAAUAUGUUAUGGCAAAUGGAUGUCACACAUGUACCUUCAUUUGUAAAAUUGUCAUUUGUCCAUGUGACAGUUGAUACUUAUUCACAUUUCAUACGGGCAACCUGCCAGAGAGGAGAAAGUACUUCCCAUGUUAAAAGACAUUUAUUAUCUUGUUUUGCUGUCAUGGGAGUUCCAAAAAACAAAAUUAAAACAGACAACAGGCCAGGAUACUGUAGUGAAGCUUUUCAAAAUUCUUAAAUCAGUGAAAAAUUACACGUACAACAGGAAUUCCCUAUAAUUCCCGAAGACAGGCCAUAAUUUAAAGAACUAAUAGAACACUCAAAUCUCAAGUGGUUAAACAAACAAAAAAGGAAAAGACAAUAAGGAGUAUUAACACUCCCUAGAUGCAACUUAAUCUAGUACUCUAUACUUUAAAUUUUUUGAACAUUUAUAGAAAUCAGACCAUUACCCCUGCAGAACAUCUUACUGGUAAAAGGAACAGCCCACAUGAAGGAAAACUGAUUUGGUAGAAAGAUAAUAAAAAUAAAACAUGGGAAACAGGGAAAGUGAUAACAUGUGGGAGAGGUUUUGCUUGUAUUUCCCCAGGAAAAAACCAGCUUCUAGUUUAGGUACCUACAACUCACAGAUACAGUUGUCAUCCACCAAGAAAGUGGAGCCGCCGACUUGGGCACAAUUAAAGAAGCUGACACAGUUAGCUGAAAAAAGCCUAAAGAACACAAGGGUAAUCCAAACUCCAGAGAAUAUGCAGCUUGCAGCCUUGAUGAUUGUGUCAACGGUGACAGAAUCUCUCCCUGUCACCCAGGGUGGAAUGCAAUGGUACAAUCUCGGCUCACUGCAACCUUAGCCUCCCAGAUUCAAGCGAUUCUCCUGCCUCAGCCUCCCGAGUAGCUGGAAUUACAGUCACAUGCCACCACACCCAGCUAAUUUUUUGUAUCUUUGGUAGAGAUGGGGUUUCACCAUGUUGGCCAGGCUGGUCUCGAACUCAUGACCUCGUGAUCUGCCCGCCUCAGCCUCCCAAAGUGCUGGAAAUACAGGCAUGAGCCACCACAUCUGGCUAUUGUCUGCUUUUUGUCUUUAUAUAAACUGAAACAUACACAAUGUCUUGCUUUAUGAUUGACUUCCUUAACUCAAUAUUAUGUGUUAAAAUAUGUGUGAAAGCUUUUGGGUUCUGUAAUAAUAUUUCACUACAGAUACUUAGGAGUGGAAGUAUUCAAUAUAUAGCAUGCAUUUUUUCACCUCAUAGUACAUAAUAUCAAAUAGGUUUUUAAUAUGAUUGUCACAAUUUAUACUCUCAUCAGCAAUAUUAAGACUCCCCAAUGCUCCACAUUCUUGCCAUCACUUGGAUAUGUCAGCCUUUUGGAUUAUAGUCAUUCUAGUGGGUACAUGUAGAUUUCAUUCACAGUUUAAUUUGAUUUUCCUUGGGAAUAAAAGACAAUUACAGAAGUUGAACUUGUGUUCAUGUUUGCUGUUCAUUAGGAUAUCCUCUUUUGG
Symphalangus syndactylus (siamang) is the source of this 1509-nucleotide messenger RNA. RefSeq names its product endogenous retrovirus group K member 19 Rec protein-like. Lineage: Eukaryota; Metazoa; Chordata; Mammalia; Primates; Hylobatidae. The record is from RefSeq and is a predicted model, not a curated record.